AUGCUUCUGCUUUUAGGCGAGUAUAUGAUUGUUGUCACGGACAGGAUAAAGGUCGGACGGAUGGGCGAACACGACAUCUUCAAGCUCAAAGACUACAAGAUCAUGCCGUUCUCGCGCAACUACCUUGCCUUGUCAGAAGCACAGACGAACGAAGAGACGACAUUCAUCGCCCUGCUUCACCAGCAUCUUCAGUCCAGCCAAUUCCACUUUUCAUACGGCUACGAGAUCACCCACACCCUCCAACGCCAAUCGGAAUUCAGAGGCGACACUCGACCUAUCUGGGAGCGGGCGGACGAACGGUUUUUCUGGAACUACCGUUUGCAAUCAAAAUUCAUUGACCAUAUGAGAGCACACAAGAACCAGGAUUUGAGCAGGUUUAUCCUGCCUAUCAUGAAUGGCUUCGCAGAGUUCAGGGCAGCAGAGAUCAACAAAAGGGCAUUCACCUUUGUCCUCAUCUCACGCAGGUCGCGUCAUAGAGCAGGAACACGCUACUUUUCACGCGGAAUCGAUGCACAAGGGAAUGUUUCCAACUUUAACGAGACAGAGCAUAUUGUCAUUUUGGAUCCGGUGACAAACGCCCUGAUCCCCAGCAAUCGAACUGUCAUGGCCCACGUCCAGACGCGAGGCUCGAUUCCAAUAUAUUGGACUCAAAUUAACAACAUCAAGUACACCCCCAAGCUACAGAUCUUUGACAAUCCUGACACUGAAACAGCUUUCAGGAAGCAUUUUGACACGCAGAAACGGUACUAUGGCCCACAGCUCGUCAUCAACCUAAUCAACAAGAAAGGAUACGAAGCACCGAUGGGUGCGGCAUUCUCCAAACAAAUCGACAUAUUGAACGACCCUCAGAUCAAGUACUUCAGGGCUGAGUUGGGGAUCUCUGGGGCAGGAAUCUUGAGAGUGUACCAGAAACAGACGUCAGUGGUGCGCACCAAUUGCAUGGAUUGUUUAGACAGGACCAACGUCGUCCAGUCUGUGAUCUCUCGUUGGGUUCUAAAUCGUCAGCUGCACUCAGUGGGCGUCCUUGCUUCAGGCGAGCAAUUCGAUUCUCAAGAGGAGUUUGAGUCUAUAUUCCGGAAUGUUUGGGCCGACAACGCCGAUGUCGACGCGUACGACUUGUUUCUUGGAGUGUUCGAUCUUCAAGAGGCUGGGUCUGCGCCCAUCGUGGAGGGUCAGGCGCUCAUUCUCAAGGCACUGCCCAUUAUUCUGCUCGUUUGUUUCGCGAUGCUCACUACAUGCGCCAUUGUCCCAGAAACGAUAUUCAGUACAUACGUGCUUUUGUUUGCGUCCUUUUGGAUCGCGUUGAUGGCCUAUGUUACAAAGACCAUCGUCGAAAAUGGAGUCCAUUACGUGAACUGGCCAAGACUAGUCCCGUUGGCCUUUGACCUUCCUGAGAAUCACUUUCCUGGAAUCUCCGAGGCGAAGUUGGAUACGGGCGAAGUCGAGCUUGGAUGGAAGAAUGAAUAA
Linnemannia hyalina is the source of this 1467-nucleotide messenger RNA. NCBI's taxonomy places the organism in Eukaryota, Fungi, Mortierellomycota, Mortierellomycetes, Mortierellales, Mortierellaceae. The record is from the annotation of a GenBank genome assembly.